Molecule: messenger RNA, 1413 nt
Organism: Polychytrium aggregatum
Lineage: Eukaryota; Fungi; Chytridiomycota; Chytridiomycetes; Polychytriales
Exons: 14
Coding region: 112-1077 (321 amino acids)
Source: RefSeq, a predicted model, not a curated record
GGGUUGCUCUCCUCUCGUCCGCUCCUGCAACUCCAUCUCGGUCCCCGAACCCAGCACCACCAGCACCAGCACCAGCACCGCCAGCAACGGAGCUCCAAGGAUACCAAGAACAUGGUCGCCCGCAGGUCCGCUAUCGAUGCCUUCGGCAUGGUCAUGCUCGAAGACGUCCCCGUCAGAGCCAACGUCCGACGGCAAACACAGCAGCGAGAACAGCCCGUUCUGCCACCAGAACACAACAUCCAUGAGCCCAACUAUGACGACUGCAACGGCAACGUACCGGACUCCCCCCUGACGGAGCCCGAGCCCGAGCCCAAUCCAGAACACGAAUGCGGAUGCUGCUACAACACUGUCCCGAUGGACCAGACGGUUCCGUGCGAAGAGGGCCAUCUGUUCUGCGCGGACUGUGUCCGUCGAGCCGCAGAGGAGGCAAUCGGCAUGCGCAGAUCGGUGGUCAAGUGCAUGAACACCGAUCCGUGCGGAUACGCAUUCCACGAACGAGAACUCCGCCAACUGCUUCCCGAACCCUCGUUUGAUGCACUCAUGAGACUCCGUCUGGCGGAAGGAAUCGGCAUUCUGACGGAUUUCGUCGAGUGCCCCUUCUGCAACUACGGCGCUGAGAUCCUGGCGCCUCUUGAGGACGAACCCUUGUUUCACUGCCAGAAUCCCGAAUGUGCAGUGGUGUCGUGUCGGCGGUGCAAGAAGGAAAACCACUCUCCACGCAAAUGCGACGAUCUCCAGAAAGAAGAUAACCUCAAUGUGCAGCACAAGAUCGAGGAGGACAUGUCCGAGGCACUGUUCCUGACGUGCCCAAAGUGUCGCCAGAAGAUCAUCAAGGAAGACGGGUGCAACAAAAUCACCUGUGUGUGCGGCCAAUUCAUUUGCUAUGUUUGUCGACAGGCUAUCCAAAACUACAGCCACUUCAACAAUAACGGCGGUCCCUGUCCGCUCUACGACGACGCCACCGCCCGACUGGCCCAACAAGUGCAGCAGGCAUAUCAGAACGGCGUGGCGAACAACGCCAUUGACCAGAACGACCUGCUGAUUGACGUCCCAACGGCCCAAAACAUUCUUCGAUAGCCAACGAGUGGCCCGGGCCGACGGGCUCUUUGUGCGCUCGGCUUUGAUGCUCCCGCGACUGUGAACAUUGUUCCGCAAUGGCGCAUGGCUCUGCACAGCUCAGCGCAGAUUCCAGCGGAUCGGCAGCCUGGUCUUGUGGGCUUCCUUGAUGACACAACCGCAUGUCCAGGUGCUUGAUCGUGCGGCAACACAGGCUGGGUCUGGUUGGGUCCACCACCUCGCUUGAUUCGAUUGGAUUGGAUUGGAUCGGAUCGGCCAGCGCCAGCCGGGCCAGGCUGUGUCAGGACAAUUCGACGGCCUCCCAGACGCACUGCAUUGGAUUAGAUUGGACUGCAU